Molecule: messenger RNA, 2787 nt
Organism: Fimicolochytrium jonesii
Lineage: Eukaryota; Fungi; Chytridiomycota; Chytridiomycetes; Spizellomycetales; Powellomycetaceae
Exons: 5
Coding region: 449-2770 (773 amino acids)
Biological process (GO): regulation of DNA-templated transcription; DNA-templated transcription
Cellular component (GO): nucleus
Molecular function (GO): DNA binding; zinc ion binding; DNA-binding transcription factor activity, RNA polymerase II-specific
Source: RefSeq, a predicted model, not a curated record
GUUUGAGAGGGCUGGUACCACAUCGGCGCUGGGGCGAAGGGAGGACGCAAAAAAGCAUAUGCGACGAGAUGAAGGAUAAACUCUGUGAGGCAGAAGGGUGUGAAACAAAGGCCCUUGUGGGCACACUACCGUAGGAGAGUCGGGAGAGGCCAAAGCGUAUGGGGCUUGCACGACGGGAGGGAAGACGGGCGUGAGAGAGGGAGGAGCGCGGCUUCUUCACAGGGAGGGCCCCAUUAUUCGCCCCCUCAACAACGACAACAGCCCCCUCCACAACCCACAGGCACAACAACCACACUUACUCGGCAACCAUACGGGCAGCCCCCUUCCUUCUCACCCACUCUUUCCCUGCUCACAGCCCUCCUCCCCAGAAAAGAGACAGAGCAGGGGACUCAACUUUCAACCGUGGCUUAUCCCAGCACCCUCCGCCACAACGCACACUCUCACGACAAUGUCCGCUACCCCCCACAACCCCCUCCACCGCAAAUCCUCAACGCCAUCCUUCACAGGAACAGGAAUAGCGCCCGCUGCCGGAGCGGGUGAUCACCCGCACACUGAAUCAUAUGCACAUACGCAACAUACGAACCACACCAACCAUACGAGCGACCAGCCGAGCAGGCAGUUUUUGACUGCCCAGAAAUUGAAGGUGACGGGGGCCAAGGUUUGGGCUUGUGAUCGAUGCUAUAGGUUAAAGAACAAAUGCGACUCGCAACGACCUUCUUGCGCUGUGUGCAAAAAGGGCAAUCACGAGUGCACGUACGAGCGCAAAGCAGCAAAGGCAAAGACGCUAUCCCCAGCUCCCGAUGAUCCGAAUGCGGCGGCAACGCAACUACCGCCGCGGCUGCGACCGGGGGCGAAGAGUGAAAGGGGCAGUGGGAGUGUGAAUAGUGUGAAUAGUUUUAUGAAUGGAGCUGUGCAGAUGUUUCAGACGAGCAUGUUGCCGGAUCCGAUGUUGGCUCAGCCUGUCGUUGUUCCCACAAACACACCCUACAUGGAACUACUCCAAACCCGCCUUUAUGAAGUCGAAGAAGCCGCCCGCAGCAUGAGCGCCCCGGAACGCGAACCUCUCCUCUACCAACUCGAAAACACAAUGCACACCAUGAACGUCCACCACCCGCACCCACAACAACAACAACCCCCAUCCCUCACAACCCCACCCUACGCCUACCCCGAAUUCCUCGGCCCAACCGGCCUCCCCCCACCACCCUCGACCUACCAAACCUCCGAAGACCCCGUCCCCCAACGCAUCGUCUCAAACAUCUACUCGGCCCUCCCCUCCGAAUCCUCCCUCUUCUCCUCCGACGUCAUCCUCUACCUCGUCCACACCUUUUUCCGCGAGAUCGCACCCGCGUGGUAUCCCAACCCCAUCCACGAGGCGACGUUCAUGGCCGCCUUCAACGAGCAGUCUCCACUUUUGAUUUUUGCGAUGUGUGCCGCGGCGGCGAGACGGAGCGAUCACCCGAUUACGCGCGCGUAUGUCGCGAGCAAACGCGUACCGCUGUAUCAGGCCGGUGAACCGUAUUUGAUGAAGGCGAAGGGAAUGAUUACGAGGUUUAGGGGCCCGCCGACCUUUGAGACGGUGGUGGCGUUGGUCACGAUGGGGGUUGCUGCUGGAGCAAUGGGAGAUGUAGACCUUUCUGUGCAGCUGAUGACGAUGGGGAUACAGACUGCGCUCAACUUACGGCUGGAUACAGAUCCGGACCAGGAGGAGGUGCAUGGGCGGAUGACGUGGCUGCAGAAGGAAUCUCGGAGGAGGCUUUGGUGGACACUGUGCAUGUACGACCGCCAACCGAAACCCGGCCUAGAAACAGUCGCUGCACAAAACGUCCCGCCCAUGAUCGGCGACGCCUCCCUCUCCUCCCCCGACCAAUUCUGCUUCAACGGCGUCUGCACUAGCCCCUCCACCAACCCUCCCGUCCCGGACCAGCUCUGGCUUUCCGUCACCGACCAAUACGGCGAACCCAACCCCUCAACCUUUCAAUUCGGCCUCGACGUGGAUUUCGGCGCCUUAUCCGGUCGACUCGCGAAAGUGUUUUACAAGAUCCAGAACUUCCAUCAGAGUCUGCAUGGGUGUCCGGACCCCUCGGCGCUCACCAUGCAUUCCUUGCCGUUUCCGGUCCCCUGCGUCACGUCCCCCUGCGUAAAACCGGACCCAGCCGCCGCGCAAACGACGGAAAAUCUGCUCGCGGUCGAACUCCAAGCGAUCAUGGGCUCGCUACCGGACUGGGCGCGCGACAUCGACGACUACAAGGAGUUUUCCCCGGAUAUCACGUCACGCACCCCGCCGCCGUGGCAGUUGUUGACCCAGCAUAUCGUGUACCAUGCCCUGAACGUGUGUCUGUUCCUGCCGAGCGUGCUGGCCCAUGCGGAUGCGUUACGCGGGCUGUAUAAAUCCACUGACGGGGGACAUACGCCAAGUCCGUUCGGAUCACCCUCACAGAAUGAUGCAACCCCACCCCCCCCACCACCAACCCACAUAACCCACGCCUACCACCGCUGCCGCUACCACGCGACCAGCAUCGCCUCGCACCUCCGUCGCCUGAUGUCCCUCAACCCCACCGCGCGCUGGGUCGACUGGUACACGCUGUACCUCGCGUUCCGCUCCGCCCUCGUCUUUGUGGUCGUGCUGAAGACGGAGGUGGAUCGCGAGGAACUGGUGCAUGCGCGCAGGGAUCUGGAGAUCCAUCUCGCGGUGAUGAGGAGUGUGGGCAGGCAUUUGUGGUUUGCGAGGUGGAUUACGACGUGUGUGGAGGGGAUUAUUAUGGAGGCUUAGGGCGCAAGUUGGGAGAG